Messenger RNA from Neltuma alba, 2019 nucleotides. Its product is annotated as serine/threonine-protein phosphatase 7 long form homolog. The record is from RefSeq and is a predicted model, not a curated record. NCBI's taxonomy places the organism in Eukaryota, Viridiplantae, Streptophyta, Magnoliopsida, Fabales, Fabaceae. The transcript has 4 exons. Gene Ontology annotation, biological process: meristem development; meristem maintenance. Bases 1 to 2019 code for a protein of 672 amino acids.
AUGGCACAAUAUCCAGAAGAAGUCAUUAACCCUGGUCCAGAGGAUAACUCACUUCUGUACUUACAAACUCAACAUAUUUCGCAACAAGUUUGGAAUGAAAAUGUUUCUCGAAUCCUACACACUAGACGAGUCAUGCAUGCUAAUCGAAUGAUUGAGCCACCCAAUCAGAUACUUGAAUAUCUUAGAUUAGCUGGAUUUUAUGGUGUUGCGAGGGUAGGGCAAUUUGAUUACGACCGGAGUUUGGUCUCAGCCCUUAUUGAGAGGUGGCGUCCUGAGACUCACACAUUUCAUACUACACGUGGAGAGUGCACGAUAACAUUAGAGGAUGUUGCUAUACAGUUAGGCCUUCCUUGUGUAGGAAUGCCUGUCAUUGGGAAAACUGACUUUAAUUGGCAAGAUGUUUGUGAAUGGCUUCUAGGGGUUAGACCACCUGCAGAUAGAAUACUUGGACAACGACUACUUAUGAAUUGGUUGGAAGAGCACUUUAAUCACUUACCUGAUGAUGCAGACGAUGUACAAGUUCAACAAUUCACUCGUGCAUAUAUUCUCAGGUUGAUUGGAGGAUAUCUCAUGCCAGAUAGAUCGUGUACUAGGGUGUAUUUGAUGUACCUUCCACUACUUUAUAAUCUGGAAGAAGUUGGAAAUUUUAGUUGGGGUUCAGCAGUUUUAGCUCACCUGUAUAGAGAAUUAUGUAAUGCUACUAAUCCAACUGAAGAUGGGAUUGGAGGGUGCUUAUCAUUAUUACAUUUAUGGGCAUGGGAUCGUUUUCCUACGCUAGCACCACAACAACCUGUAUCUCCAGAUCCACAGUCUAAUAUCUACCCUCUCUUACCUCCUUUGGGUUUCAGAUGGAAAAAUGUAGGACAAAAUCCUCGUCCAAGUGUCACAUCCUUACGCCAAUAUAGGAGUCUUCUUGAUAGAAUGACGGAUGAUGACAUAAUUUGGCAGCCAUAUGAAUCUUCUGAAGUGCGCCAAUUGAUUCCAGAAUACUGCUUGGCAACACCUGAAAUUUGGCUUGCUUCAGUUCCUCUAAUAUGUUUUCAUAUUAUAGAAUGGCAUCACCCUGAUCGUGUACUAAGGCAAUUCGGUCGUCAACAACCUAUUCCUGUCAUGCCUGUUCAUUUAGGAAAUUACCAUACAAUACAACUACGUGGCAGAAUAAGCACAAAUUGGACUGAAGAAUACUCAAACUUCAUUGAAGCAUGGAAUAGAUGGCCACAUGCUGUUGUUGAUGCUCCUCUGGCACUUGGUGAACUUGAUCGAACAUCUGAGUACAUGCAAUGGUAUUGGAGACAUACAAGACGAUGGAUCCAACGUGUUAGUGGUGAUACUGGCUAUGUGGCUGACAUAGCAGAACAGUUAUAUAGGCUAACAAUUAAUUCUCGUUCAACAUGCUCUGAUUGCAUUGAUUAUCGAGAAAGAGUUGCUCGAGACCAGCGUAACAUCUUACUUGCAGUUAGAGAACAACGGUUUAAUAUGAAUUCUCAACCAGCUCCACCACCAGUUGAGCUACCCCGUCCACAAAUUCCUCGAGAUAGACCAAGCAAACGGCGAGGCGGUUACUUGUCUACUCAGCCACCAAUUGUAAAUGAAAAUUUAAAUGAACAAGAGCCUCAAAAUUUUAGUCAUUUUGAUAACAUACCAGUCUCAUCAAGCCCUAUCGCCUCUUCCAAUCCAACUCAUUUUUACCCUCAUCACAUGCCAUCAUCACCAACAUUAUCCCAUUCUGACUCACCCAAUCCUCCUCAAUUUCAGUCAUUCAUGUCCUUAUUUGAUAAUCCUGCAUUAUUUAUCGAUCAAUAUAACACUUCUUCUUUUGAGCAAGGUGGUCCAUCAAAUGAAGCAUUUGUCACCCCUCGACAAUCAAUUUCUUUAGCCGAAUCACCUUGGUUUGAUUUAAAUACGUCAACUGCGCAGACAAAUGAGACAUUAGAUCAAACUCAAGAAGUAAAUAUACAACAACGGCCACAGCGUGCGCGGAGGAGACCAAGAUGUGGCACGGGGAGUCAUUAUUUGUGA